AUGUUUAACAUGCUCCGAGCUGCUUGGGAUACGCUCUGCGUAACCUCGCAGCAGGGCCGGCGUUUUUUCGCGCAGUCCACGCCGGCGAUCGAGUGCCGCGUCAUCGCCGUCGCCGGCCUCCUGAUCAACGACUACGACGAGAUUGCGAGGCAGGGCCCGCUGCACGGCUUCGGCUUCUGGACCUGGUGCGCGGUCCUCAACAACGCGCUGGGCGGGCUGCUCGUCGCUGUCAUCAUCAAGUACGCCGACAACAUCCUCCGCUCCUUCGCGCAGGGCCUCGCCAUCGUCUCGGGCGCCGUGGGCUCGUACCUGCUCUUCGACUUUCAGAUCACGGCGCAGUUCAUGCUCGGCGUCGUGCUCGUCAUCGGCGCCGUCUUUCUGUACGGAGCCCAGGCCAGCACACCCACCGAGCUGUGCGAGCAGCUGGCGCUCAGCUGCCUCGCGAGCGUCGCCCCCUCGCGAGGCGACAGCGCCCUCAGCGACGCCAGCGCGGACGCGCCGCUAAAGCCGGCUGCGUAUGCGUCGGUGCAGCCAACGGAACCGCACACGGCAGACGAGGCGGGCGAGGUCCGAGCGUACCUGCUCGCCAACGGCGUCACGAAAGCUCAGUACGACAAGGCGGAGGGGAGGGGCCUCUCGGGCUUGCAAGAGCUGGCGGAAUCGGUGAACUGCACGCUCAAGGACGAGGAGACGGUGCGCAUGGCUGUCGCGGCGGCCAGCGCAGAGAAGAAGGCGACGACUUCGGAAGCGGCCCUCACGCCGCUCACGGCGGAAGAGCGGAAACGCUUCGCAGCCGCGUUCGAGCACUUCGACAAGGACAAAUCUGGGGAGCUUGACGUCAAGGAGUUUCGAAGCGCGAUGCUCGACAGCGGGAUGUGUCCUUACCCGUACGAGCAGGAGGAGCUUUUCAAGACGGCGGACAUGGACGGCUCGGGCACCAUCACCUUUGAGGAGUACUGCCACUUCAUCCAAGUCUACCGCGCAAAGCAGAGCUGGUGGGAGCGCAUGAUGGAGUCGAUGACGGACAAAUUCAUGCCCAAGCCCUCGUACCUCACCAAGACAGCGGCCAGCGCCGCGGAGCUGCAUUAA
This is a messenger RNA of Emiliania huxleyi CCMP1516, 1089 nucleotides long. RefSeq lists its product as hypothetical. Gene Ontology annotation, cellular component: Golgi membrane. Bases 1 to 1089 code for a protein of 362 amino acids. The transcript is spliced from 4 exons. NCBI's taxonomy places the organism in Eukaryota, Haptophyta, Isochrysidales, Noelaerhabdaceae. Gene Ontology annotation, biological process: pyrimidine nucleotide-sugar transmembrane transport. The record is from RefSeq and is a predicted model, not a curated record. Gene Ontology annotation, molecular function: calcium ion binding; pyrimidine nucleotide-sugar transmembrane transporter activity.